CCACUUUUCCUAUGCCGCGAUGGGAGCUUCUAUCUCACUCUACUCAACACACUGCUGUUGGCAUCGUCCAUGCCAACUGAAGUUUUUGAAGCUUAUGAUCUGUUGUUAUCCUCAGAAGAAAGGUGAUACCUUAAACUUGAAGCAUACUACACAUGAUGAUUCUCUGCUGCGCUGGGGAGGCCUCAGAAAGAGCUACAAGAGCAUCAUGACCUUAACCUUGAAUAUUGGUAGUGUCCUCACCCUGACAUCUGAUCUCGAUCUCUUAGUUCCUCCUCUGAUUUCCUAUAAAUCCAUUAGGCUAGCACUACUUCAAUGGAGGACAGAACCAUGGACUGGCACUCAUGGCUAUCCAAAUCGUGCCUCGAGCCAUCCCUUGUUUACGACUAUGGGCUUCUGUUCAUGAACAACGAGCUCGAGGAGGACGAUAUAGCACACUUGGACCACGACUUCCUACAGAGCAUGGGCGUCUCCAUCGCAAAGCACCGGCUGGAGAUCCUCAAACUCGCUAAGAACAGUAGGAGGGCGUCUCCUCUUCCCGUCGCCAAGCUUGCCACGGUCAUCAGGAAGUCCAAGACUCGCCUCGCGAAGUACAUCCGCACCUUGGCUCGUUCUGACGGUCCGGCGAUCUUGGUCGUGCCGAAGACUGCGUGCGGCGACUGCUGGAGAGGGGCCACGUCGAGGAGGAAGACGAAGCUGGUGAUCCUGAAGCAGGGCAGGCUGAUGAUCACUGAUCGCGGCAUGAGAAUCGCAGAUCUUCCUUCUCGAUCUCACAGCGGUACCCCGAUGGGCCGCAGUCGUCGUGAGAACAGCAAUGCUGCCGCUGCUGAUGGGUGCUGGGAGACUGCAGAUGGAGCCACGAGGUGGGAUUCUAUGUUCCAAAACUUGAAGCCCACAUAAGGCUUCAAGUGUCUUUUAGCUGGAAGUGUCAAAGACGUGUGCCGUGAUGCACACGCAGUCAAAAGUGUGUGAGUGUUUUGGUAUGGAUGAUGGAGUUCGAGCCGCAGUCGAACUCAUCCUUUUCGGACCUUGAGACUUGAGAGUAACCGUGUCUUCUUCCCCAUCGCAGAGUCGUUGAUCACUACUAUAUUUUUUGCUUAACACGUCAA
Molecule: messenger RNA, 1106 nt
Organism: Musa acuminata AAA Group (dessert banana)
Lineage: Eukaryota; Viridiplantae; Streptophyta; Magnoliopsida; Zingiberales; Musaceae
Exons: 1
Coding region: 313-897 (194 amino acids)
Molecular function (GO): protein binding
Source: RefSeq, a predicted model, not a curated record